Molecule: messenger RNA, 1326 nt
Organism: Antechinus flavipes (yellow-footed antechinus)
Lineage: Eukaryota; Metazoa; Chordata; Mammalia; Dasyuromorphia; Dasyuridae
Product: heat shock factor protein 3-like
Exons: 9
Coding region: 72-1208 (378 amino acids)
Biological process (GO): regulation of DNA-templated transcription
Molecular function (GO): DNA-binding transcription factor activity; sequence-specific DNA binding
Source: RefSeq, a predicted model, not a curated record
CAGUUGUCGGAGUUCAGCUUUCGGCUGCGCAGCUUCUUCUGUCUCCUCAUCCCGGUCGGGCUCUGAGCGUCAUGGAGGGGGCUUCAUCCGUGGUGCCGGGCUUCCUGGCCAAGCUCUGGACUCUGGUCGACGACUCGACCACCGACGACGUGAUCGGCUGGAACCCGAGUGGCCAGAGCUUCUCCAUCCUGGAUGAACAGAAGUUUUCCAAAGAGCUGCUUCCCAAAUAUUUCAAACAUAACAAUAUCUCCAGCUUCAUCCGCCAACUCAAUAUGUACGGUUUUCGCAAGGUGACUGCAGUGGACAACGGGAUGGCUGUCCCAGAAAAGAAUACUGCCAUUGAGUUCCAGCAUAUGUACUUCAAACAAGGGGAAGUAAACCUUCUGGAGAACAUCAAGCGUAAGGUGUCAUCUGGGAGAGGCGAGGAACCCAGAGGGGGUUCCGAUGACUUGCAGAAAACUCUUGCUGAUGUGCACGAGCUCAAGGAGCAGCAGCAUGGCACGGAUGACACGAUGGCAAGCCUGAAGAGGUCAUUGCCAGAUGUGUCUGGUUCCCCGCCUUCGAAGUUCAGCCGCCAAUGUGUCCCGAUCCCUGUGGACGGUGGGGAAGCUGUGGAUGUGUUGGAGCCUGUUCCUCCAACUAUCCAAGACUCUGAUAACAUCACGAUCCAAGAUAUCUCAGCUGCUAUGGAUGAUGACCUCCUUGACUUUGGGGUCCCAGAUUCCACUUUCAUGGGAUCUCCAACUCUUUCUGAAGAUCUGCCAGGCCUGAUGGACGGGAGUAACAGUCUGUCCCCUCUGAAUAUGAUGCCAUCCUUCGGGCUGGACUUGGAUAUGAAUGACUGCCCACUUCAAAUCACUGAUGAUCCCCUGGAGGAUAAUGAUAUUAUGGACCUUCCUCUGGAGCUGCACCCCUCCCAGGACAUUGAUUCUGAAGAUCCUGCUGCCAUGAUUGAGUCCAUCCUGAACGACAAUUGCAUGGCUGGCGAGAAUGUUGACUUUUUGGACAGGGAUGAUAUGCAGGAAUUUCUGAAUGCUAUUGAAGCUAACCUGGAGGAGCUUCAGUCCAUGCUGACUGCAAGAGAACAGGUUCCAGAACCAGACUUGGACCUCCUGAAUGAGAUUCCAAUUCCUGAAUUUCCAGUCCUGAACAUGAACGAAGAAGGAACCUCAUCCGAUAUCUCUGAUGUAAGAAUGAAUUCCAUCUAGCUCCAAGGAUGAUCUCUCUAUAUGUAUUUACUGUCAAGUUAUGACACUGUGUAUUGGCUACCCACUGUGAAAGAUUUCCAUCCAGUGGUGGGAUCACUAACAAGAGAAUUGCAAAUGA